AUGAAGAGCAUGCGAGGGUUGCUGCACACAACCAGUGUCGAAACUACAAAUGAACAAAAGACUACAUUCGCUACCACUUCUGUUGCUGGACACAAAAGAAGUCUAUCAAUAGCUGGAGAAGAACACCACUUCAGGACUUCUGCCUCUCGAGCGACUGUUCCGUUUCAGCGAGCUGUCAGCCUCCCCUCUGCCCCUCCUCGAAUUUCUGCGAGUCGCAUUGUUCGCCUCAAUGAGCGAGUCGGGCCGUCUGAGUAUUCUCAACGGAGGGCUAUUGCUGCGACUCCGACAUCGUCUUGUGAUCCUGAACUCGAAUUAAGCCAUUCUACAUAUGGACUUCAUCAACAGCUUGUUGGUAAUUUUGCUUCACUUGGCAUAAAACAAAUAUACCCAUGGCAAAAAGCUUGCCUCAAAGGUCCUGGGCUUCUGACAGGAGAAAAGAACCUUGUAUAUUGUGCACCAACUGGCGGUGGCAAAUCUCUUGUGGCUGACGUGCUCAUGCUGAAAAGAAUUCUGGAAGAAAAGGGAACAAAGGCCCUCCUUGUGUUACCAUAUGUUGCUUUGGUUCAAGAGAAAGUUCGUUGGCUUCGUAGUGUGGUACAAGGUUUACGCUUCGCCUCUGAAACAACGGUCGAUGACGACAAACGCAUAUGGCGUAGACGAGCUGAUAAAAAUACAGUCCGUGUCAUUGGUUUCUUUGGGGGUGGAAAAGUUCGAGCAACUUGGGCUGAUUUUGAUAUUGGCGUGUGCACAUUGGAGAAGGCAAACGCACUCGUGAAUACGGCUAUUGAUGACUGUUCGAUCUCCAAGCUCCGCGCGGUUGUGCUUGAUGAGUUACACAUGGUUGACGAUGAUCAUCGAGGCUAUUUAUUAGAACUCGUGGCGGCCAAACUGCUCAGCCUGGAGCAGCGUGUACAAAUUGUGGGCAUGAGUGCCACUCUCCCGAACAUGGACAUGAUGGCUCGAUGGCUCGAUGGGCAUUGUUACGAAACUCGGUAUCGGCCGGUUCCUAUCGAGGAACAUCUCGUGUAUGACGGCAACAUUUAUCCCGCAGGUUCUACAAGCAGUCUCAUCAAAACGGCUGCACAGCUGAACAGUCGGUCUACACAGACACAGGCACCGAUGAGACCCAUCCGGCGAAUCGAGCCAUCCACCCACAAGGAGCUUCGCGACCCAGUAUUAAAUGCAGUGGUCACACUUGCUCACGAGACCGCUGUUGCUGGUUAUGGUGCCCUCGUCUUUGCCGGGAGUCGUGGCAUGUGCGAGUCUGACGCACGAUGGAUUAGUCGGGCCAUGCCCCGGCCACAUGAGCUCAAGGCUGACGUUGUUGAUAGUAGGAUGGACUUACUGGGAGAGCUUCGUAGUCUUCCCACUGGGGUUGAUCCGGUAUUGGAAGAGACGGUCCUUUAUGGCGUUGCAUUUCAUCAUGUAAGUCGCUUUGGCCGACUGAAGCCCACAAACAUUUCUGAUUAUAUAGGCUGGCUUGACGACCGAAGAGAGAGCUCUCAUAGCGGCAGCUUACGAUUCUGGAACACUAUUAGUGUGCGUCGCGACCUGCAGUCUGGCUGCUGGCCAGCAAGAAGGGUGAUUUUACACAACUGUCGAAUGGGGCGCGAAUUUGUUGGACCGUCGAUGCUAAGGCAAAUGCGAGGGCGAGCGGGAAGACAGGGGAAAGCAUCUAUCGGUGAAACAUAUCUCUGCUGCCGCGAAAAUGACCUCGAGCAAGUUGUAGAUCUCAUGAAUGCGGAGCUGCCGCCCGUCGCCAGCUGUCUUAACACUGAGAAUCGACGUAUCCAACGUGCACUGCUAGAAGUCAUAUCCAUACGCUUAGCUACGAGUCAUGAGUCCAUUGUGGACUACUUCUCGAAGUCUCUGUUGAGUCACACGCAUAGCGCCAAGUUUGUCAAUGAUUGUAUCACCUCAAGCUUGGAAGAGAUAGAAUCAAUGGGUUUUGUGACCUCCGAUUCCUUGUCCAUGUUUACAGCGACACAACUAGGUAGGGCAAUCGUGGCAUCAGCUAUCGAUCCCGACGAUGGUGUAUUUGUCCAUAGCGAACUCAGUCGGGCGCUCCAAGCCUUUGUGAUGGAUGGUGAGAUGCACGUCUUAUACACGUUCACACCUGUCCAAGAAUUCGGGGUUAUGGUGAACUGGCAGGUCUUUCGGAAUGAAAUGGAGAGUCUGGACGAGAGUGGUUUACGGGUACUGAGGCUUCUGGGCAUCAAACCUACCACAAUACUCAAGCUUGCUCAAGGUGCCACGCUUCGUGAGACGACGCCAGAGGAGAAGCAGGUUGCUCGAGUACAUCGACGCUUUUAUCUCGCUCUCCAAUUGCGGGAUCUGUGUAACGAGAUUCCCAUUCACAUAGUGGCACGCAAAUACGACGUGCCUCGUGGAAUGGUUCAGAAUCUUUCGCAGACUUGUCAAGGCUUUGCUGCAGGAAUGAUCAAGUUCUGUGAACAGAUGAGCUGGGGAGUAAUGGCCGCAGCUCUUGAACACUUUUCAGACAGGCUCGUGGCUGGUGCAAGAGCUGACCUAUUGGCCUUGGCAAAGAUUCCCUUCAUCAAGAGCCGAACAGCGCGGGUAUUUUGGGAGAACGGUUUUCGUACCGUGGCAACGAUUGCGAAUGCAGAUCCCACAGAGCUGUUUCCUAUAUUGAUGCAGGCUCAACCAAAUAAGAUCCGUUUAAAAGGUAAAGACAAUGAGAAAUACGAAGAGAAACUUCUUGUCAAGGCCAAAGUCAUAUCAGAUGCUGCAAGCAAGAUUUGGAAACUCCAAAUGCAGGCAGAGAUGGAGGAGGAAUAG
Fusarium subglutinans is the source of this 2799-nucleotide messenger RNA. RefSeq names its product DNA polymerase theta subunit. The transcript is spliced from 12 exons. The record is from RefSeq and is a predicted model, not a curated record. Bases 1 to 2799 code for a protein of 932 amino acids. Lineage: Eukaryota; Fungi; Ascomycota; Sordariomycetes; Hypocreales; Nectriaceae. Gene Ontology annotation, molecular function: nucleic acid binding; ATP binding.